This is a messenger RNA of Trichoderma harzianum CBS 226.95, 718 nucleotides long. RefSeq lists its product as hypothetical. Gene Ontology annotation, biological process: regulation of cell shape; establishment or maintenance of cell polarity; actin filament organization. The coding region runs from base 1 to 615 and encodes 204 amino acids. The transcript has 6 exons. The record is from RefSeq and is a predicted model, not a curated record. NCBI's taxonomy places the organism in Eukaryota, Fungi, Ascomycota, Sordariomycetes, Hypocreales, Hypocreaceae. Gene Ontology annotation, cellular component: cell projection; plasma membrane; cytoskeleton. Gene Ontology annotation, molecular function: GTPase activity; GTP binding; protein kinase binding.
AUGGCGCAAGCUGGAGUUCAAUCGUUGAAGUGUGUCGUGACCGGUGACGGUGCCGUCGGCAAGACGUGUCUGCUCAUCUCGUACACGACCAAUGCUUUCCCCGGAGAGUACAUCCCGACCGUGUUUGACAACUACUCUGCUAGCGUCAUUGUUGAUGGCAAGCCAAUCAGUCUGGGUCUUUGGGAUACUGCAGGUCAGGAGGAUUAUGAUAGACUCCGACCCUUGUCCUAUCCUCAGACUGAUGUAUUUCUCAUCUGCUUCUCCGUUGUGAGCCCGCCAUCCUACGACAACGUUGCUGCCAAGUGGCUCCCUGAGAUCACACACCAUUCCUCUGGAACCCCCAUCAUCCUGGUCGGCACCAAGAUCGAUCUUCGAGAUGACCCUGCCACCAGGGCUACUCUGACCAAGCAACACAUGGAGCCUGUCAAAUACGAGAACGUCCUGAACUACGUCAAGGAGGUGAACAAGGCGAACAAGAUCAUCUACAAGUACAUAGAGUGUUCUGCUCUUACGCAGCGAAACCUCAAGAGCGUCUUUGACGAGGCUAUCCGUGCGGUUCUGAAUCCCACCCCGCAAGCGUCCAAGGCCAAGAAAUCCAAGUGUUCCAUCCUGUAAAGAUUUCUCGCGAAGCCAUUUUCGUUUUCCCAUCUGUAGCAUCUUGGGCAGCGAAGGCCUCUGUUAGAAUUUCUUUUACGAACGAUUUCCAAUCUCGAGCCGC